Brachypodium distachyon (stiff brome) is the source of this 1859-nucleotide messenger RNA. RefSeq names its product ras GTPase-activating protein-binding protein 1. The record is from RefSeq and is a predicted model, not a curated record. The coding region runs from base 217 to 1566 and encodes 449 amino acids. Gene Ontology annotation, molecular function: mRNA binding. Lineage: Eukaryota; Viridiplantae; Streptophyta; Magnoliopsida; Poales; Poaceae. Gene Ontology annotation, cellular component: cytosol; ribonucleoprotein complex. The transcript is spliced from 9 exons.
GAAUGGUAUAAUAGGGCAAACUCUUCCUCUUUCCCGGCCGUCAUAAGAGAAGACGAGACGCAAUCUCUCCUCUACACUCCAGCCCAUCCCCGGAUCCUUCUCGCGGCGGCGGCGGCGGCGGCGGUCGCUCCUGCUCCUCCUCCUGCUGCUGCUUCGGCGGCGCCCGCUUCGUCUAGAUCUUAGCCCGCGGAAUCAACAGAUCUAGGGUUUCUCCCAAUGGCUUCUGCGGCGACGGCGGCGGCGACUCAAGUGGGGACUUACUUCCUCCGCAACUACUACAACCUGCUGCAGCAGAACCCAGAUGUCGUCCACCAGUUCUACAGCGAGUCCAGCACCAUGGUCCGCGUCGACGACCUUACCGGAACCAACACCACCGCCAACUCCAUGAUGGAUAUACACUCCCUCAUCAUGUCCCUCAAUUUCACCCAAAUUGAGAUAAAAACUGCCAACUUUGCCAACUCGUGGGGAGAUGGUGUGCUAGUCAUGGUCUCUGGUCUCGUGCAGACCAAAGAGUACAGCGACCAAAGGAAAUUUAUCCAGAUGUUUUUCCUUGCUCCCCAGGAGAAAGGUUACUUUGUUCUCAAUGAUUAUUUCCACUUUGUUCACCAACAACAAGUACAGCUGGCACAGGUGAUUGCUCAGGAAACCUUUGAGACCAACUUGGCACCCAACACUGUCCAAACCAGUCCUGAGUACAUUCAUGAAGAAGAAGGUCAAGCAACACAAGGAGCUGUUCCAAUAACAUCUGAAGAAAACGAUGCUGUUGACAACUACACUUACUCUGAGCCUCCACAACAAGUAGUUUCUCAAUCGGACAACUGGGGAGAUGAACCUCUGUUGGAGGAACCGCUUUCUUCGUUUUCAAACGGUAUGACAAUGGCACCAGAGGAGCCAGUGCAACCUGCACCUGUGCCACCUCCUCAUGUAGAGGAGCCUGUCGGGGAACCUGUAAAGAAGACCUAUGCUUCAAUUCUAAGAACCGCAAAGGCCCCACCCCCGUUCCCCGUGGUUCAGCCAGUACCUGCGAAUAAAGCUCACCCUACAACAGAGCCAAGCCAGGCAGCACAUCCAACCAACCAUCAUUCGGUUAUGACUUCAUCAGUGGCAGCGGAGAAGCCAAGAUCUGAUUUCUAUGGUGAAGCCCAUGAUGAAGAAGAGAGCAAAUCUGUUUAUGUUGGGAAUGUUCCAUCAUCUGUAACUGAGGCUGAUCUUGAGAAUGAGUUCAAGAAGUUUGGCCAGCUUAUCCCUGAUGGUGUUGCUAUCCGAAGCCGCAAGGAGACAGGUGGCUACUAUGCUUUUGUUGAAUUCGAGGAACUCAGUGGUGUUCACAAUGCAUUAAGGGCUUCACCACUUGAAAUAAAUGGGCGGCAGAUAUAUGUUGAGGAGCGGAAGCCUAACAGUGGAAUAAGAGGUGGAAGAAGGGGAGGAGGCAGAGGUCGCUUCGGUGGCGGAGGUGGUCGAGGAUAUGCGAGAGGCGACGGCGACUACAAUGGAAGCCGCGGGAGGUCGAAUGGCUACCAGCGUGUCCCUCACCACGAGAGGGGCAUAUUGGGGGCGAGGAACUGAGGGAUUUACCGUGGCGAUAGGAGGGAGGGAAGCAUAAGAGGUUUUGAUCCGAUGAAAGGGAGGGAUGGAUCCAAAACUAAACUAUUUGGAGCACUCCAUUCCGUUAGGUUGCCUUUUCGAUUUUGGGGUCCAGAGUUUCCCGCAGCAGUUUGAACUGUGUUGUGUCUGCCCCGUUGUGGUACCGAGUAUGAUAGAUGCUUUUGUGUUGCUAUUGCUGCUGCUGUCUUGCCGUUUACAUAUUAUUAGAAUGCUCCGUUUGAGUUAUGUGGUUGGUCCAUUAUACCUGUGCAUCA